Salvia hispanica is the source of this 3565-nucleotide messenger RNA. RefSeq names its product lysine-specific demethylase JMJ27-like. The record is from RefSeq and is a predicted model, not a curated record. Gene Ontology annotation, cellular component: histone deacetylase complex; chromatin. Gene Ontology annotation, biological process: regulation of transcription by RNA polymerase II. Gene Ontology annotation, molecular function: histone H3K9 demethylase activity; transcription coregulator activity; chromatin DNA binding. NCBI's taxonomy places the organism in Eukaryota, Viridiplantae, Streptophyta, Magnoliopsida, Lamiales, Lamiaceae.
GAGUCGACUUGAGAAAUUCCAGAGUUACUUUUAGGAGGGAAAACUCCCAACUCGUUUGGUUUCUCUCUAUGGAGACUGUCUCCAGAUAUUAGAAAUUUGUUGAUCUUGUAAUAUGGAAAGCGACGAAGUGAAGGUUGAAGAAGCUCAAGUUUCAAUGUCGAAAGACGAAGCGAUUUUGGUCGAAAUCAGCGGUGAAAUCGAUACCCUAAAAGAGGAGCAAUCGCUUACUGAAAAUUUCAAUGUCAGGAAGCGAGGUCGGCUUGAAGAUAAGAAUCAAGGUUUUGGGGAAAGUGUCGUCAAAAUUGGAGGAUCAGAGCGACGGAUGGUAACUCACGUGAGACGCGGUAGGGUGAAGAGAGAGAAAGGGCAAGAGGGUUUGGAUAUGAAUGAGAAUCGCUACGAUGUUUCUUCUUCUUCUUAUGCAGAGUGUAGUAGAGGGGAAAAGCUGGAAUUAGGGGAUAAUGUAGCUGAAAAGGAAGAGGGGAAUGAUUCGGAGAAGGAAAGGAGCAAGGUAGAGGGUGAAGGGUGGUGCUUGGGGGUUAGACAGGCAAGGGUAAAGGCUAUGGAGAAGAUAACAACUGUGUUGAAUGUCACUGAUGAUGGGUUAUCAAAUAGAGGGAAGAAGAAGGGGAUUCACAGAAAGAUGAAUAACAAUGGAACUUCACUUGAAGAUAACGAAGUCGGAGCUGAAAUAGCCCAAAUGGAGGAUGAGAAGACUAAGCCAAGAAGGAGUAUGCGUUGUAAAGGCAAGGGGAAGGGUGAAGGAGAAGAGCUAAAUGAGAGUGUUGCGAAGACCAGAGUUGGACGGAAAAUGGAUGAUAAUGGGUUUCUGGAAUCAACGAUGUGUCACCAAUGUCAGAGAAAUGACAAAGGAGAUAUAGUUCGGUGCACUAGAUGUAAGACGAAGCGGUAUUGCAUUCACUGUAUAAAGACCUGGUACCCUGACAUGCCAGCUGAAGCUUUUGCAGAGGCCUGUCCUGUUUGUCAACUGAACUGCAAUUGCAAAUCGUGUUUACGCAUGGAAGUUCCUAUUGAAACUGCUGCCAAGAUUAAGGAGAAGUCGAACUUCACAGUUGGUGAUGAGCAGAAGAUUCAGUAUUCUAAGUACAUGAUAAAAGUUCUCCUUCCAUUUAUUGAACAGAUUAACAAAGAACAAAUGAUAGAGAGAGAACUCGAGGCUAAGAUUCAAGGAGUAUCAGUUUCAGACACUAAAAUCAUUGAAACAGCAAUGGGUGCAGAUGAGCGAAUUUAUUGUGACAACUGUCGAACUUCUAUUGUUGACUACCACAGAAGCUGUCCACGGUGCUCCUAUGACCUUUGCCUUACUUGUUGUCGAGAACUUAGGGAUGGGCACUUGCAGGGAGGUGAAAAAGGACCAUCUUUUAAAUAUGUCGACUAUGGGUUUGAUUAUCUGCAUGGUGGAGACAAGAGUGUUCAGGCUUCGACAAUGGAGAAUAAGUUGGAUGAUAAUCCGUAUUCUCCAUCACAAUGGAAAUUAGAGGAAAAUGAUGUCAUUUUGUGUCCCCCUAAAACCAAGGGAGGUUGUGGUGAAGAAAUUUUGGUAUUGAAUUGCUUGUUACCUGAUGAUUAUGUCUUAAAAUUACUUGUGGAAGCCAAAAAAAUAUUUGAUGCGCCCAAAAUUGAAUAUGCCCCUGAAUGUCUCGGGAGAAGCUGUUCCUGUUCAAAAAAUGGAGAUGAUUUCAUGACCCCAAAGACAUGUAAAGCAGCCUCGCGAGAAGAUUCUAGUGACAACUAUUUAUACACUCCGUCAGCUGUAGACAUUGAGCAUGGGGAUCUAAAACAUUUCCAGUGGCAUUGGUCAAAGGGUGAGCCAGUAAUAGUGAGCAAUGUACUGGAAACCACCCUUGGCUUGAGUUGGGAACCUAUGGUUAUGUGGCGUGCCUUCCGACAGGUUAAAAACCUUGACCACGAUACACUUCUCGAUGUGACUGCUAUUACAUGCCUCGAUUGGUGUGAGGUGGAUGUGAAUGUUCGCCAAUUUUUCAAUGGGUAUUCGGACGCAUAUAAGUCACAAUUUGAUGAUAAGGGGUGGCCUCAAAUACUAAAACUGAAAGACUGGCCUCCAUCUACUUUAUUUGAGAAGUUGUUGCCUCGCCAUGGCCUUGAAUUUAUAAGCUGCUUACCGUUUAAAGAGUAUACACAUCCUGAAGAUGGACACUUAAAUCUUGUAACUAAGCUUCCUUCACAGUCUAUUAAACCUGAUAUGGGGCCAAAAACCUACAUAGCUUAUGGAUUUAGCGAAGAGCUAGGGCGUGGAGAUUCUGUAACAAAGCUUCAUUGUGAUAUGUCUGAUGCGGUUAAUGUCUUGACACAUAUAAAAGGAGUUUCAAUUAAACCUAAGGAUCUUGAUAAAAUCAAAAAAGUCAAAGCAGACCAUGCCGCUCAAGAUCAAAUGGAGAUUUUUGGAGUUGUUCAUAUGGAAAUUGAUGAAGAAGUGAAAGCCUUGAAAGAGUCUGAUCUAGUCAAUAUGAACAAUGUUGACUUGGAUGUUGAGCUAGGAGUUUCAAGCAUUGUCGAAAAUGACAUCAAGGAUGACAAAGAGAAAAACCCUAAGGAGGUAUUAAAGACAAAAGUUUUGAAUGCUGACAAUGACUGUGAGAAAAACAUAUAUAAACAGAAGUGUGAAGGGAGAGAGUUUCUCACAAAGGAUCAUCAUGUUGUACAACAAUUUCACAUGGAUGUAAACAAUCAGAUACAACUUUCUGGAGGAAAAGUGGAUGUUGGUCUCAAUUUGUGUAGUGGUAGUCUUGAUGAUGCAGAAAGUGGAGCUCUUUGGGACAUCUUUAGGAAACAAGAUGUUCCUAAACUAGAGGAGUAUCUCAAAAGGCACUUCAAUGAGUUCAGGCAUAUCUAUGGCAAUCUGCUUCCAGAGGUUAUCCAUCCAAUUCAUGACCAAACUAUUUACUUGACUACAGAGCACAAAAAACGACUUAAGGAGGAAUAUGGAAUUGAACCAUGGACAUUUAUACAGAGGUUAGGAGAUGCAGUCAUUAUACCAGCAGGCUGCCCUCAUCAAGUCCGAAAUUUAAAGUCUUGCACUAAAGUCGCGCUUGAUUUUGUGUCACCUGAAAAUAUUCCUUCGUGCUUUCAACUGACUGAAGAGUUUCGUCUGCUUCCCUCGGAUCAUAGGGCUAAGGAAGACAAGCUUGAGGUGAAGAAAAUGUUAAUUCUUGCAAUGAGGAGCGCUGUGAAUGAUGUAAACAGAGUCGAAUCAUCACAACCUGUAAAGAGAGUCAAGUCAUCCCGUACUGGUAAUAGUCGUCACAAACCUCGUCGUAAAUAAGUUUGGGAAGCGUAUAGUAUCCGAAGCGCUUAGUUGGAUACUAUAUUGACCCAACAUCCUUUUGUGUGGUGGAGGAAGACUCUUUUUUGGACUCAUCAGUCAUCAAAGUAUAUGCUGAGUUUCACUACUAAUGUUACCCUUUUUUGUCCACGUUUAACAUGGUAUAUAUUAUGUUAGGUUUGCUGAUGGAGUCUUCUCACUUGAAUGAUUGAUGAUGUUUUGGUAUUUACUCAUUUGGUUAAGUAAUAUUUUUGUAUAUUA